AUGGCAUGUGAAAGCUCCGAAUAUGGGGGCUACCCCAUUGGGGAUUGGGCAGGCUUGUCUUAUGACAUAUUGACAGGAGAUCUGCUUCAAGCUCUUCAAGACUAUGUUCAGGCAUACCUUGUGGCUGUGCAAGCAAACCCCAUGUAUCAACAACAGCUGCACCUUCCCAAACAUCAGCAAGUUCCUGUCUUGGAUCCUCCAGAUGUCCUGGGGAUUCAAUCGUCUACUUCCACCAGUACUACCGUGAACAUGGAAAACCCUCCCUGCGAUGCACCUGAUCUACUAGAGGACCUAUCACACCUAGCUAUGAGCUCUAGUAUUGUCAUAUCCGUGCAUACCCGACCCCGACCCGACUUCCGGACCUCCACCCUCUUCACCUCCGGAGUCAUAACCUACCGCUGCCGUUCCGAUACUCACCUUCGGUCCUGGCAACACACCUCCUCCUACUACUCCGCUCCCCCUUCACAACACCUCCACCCUCCCGUUAUCCUCCUACGCUUCCCCCGUCCGCUCCGAUACUCACCUUCGGACCUGACUACUCUCCUUUCCGCCACUCUCUCCUCCCUCCAUUACUCCUCCACCACCCUUCCGCCAAGUUACGACCUUCUACCGUUGUUCCGUACUUCGCACUCGGACACCGCUCAUACCUUACUCCGAGCCUCCGUCAUAUCCAUUGCAUUGGUGACCUCAUACUACGUAAACACCAUUGCCAAUAUUCCUCGGACUUCCAACCCCGCCUCCGUAACCUCCGUAAGCUCCGCAACCCCCGAGCUUCGCGGACCGCCUUCGGUGCUCUCGCCGCCUGUAAUCCAGUUAGUCAUCAUCCCCACUUCCCCUCAUCCUCCUGCCCCUCUGGGCCUCGCCCUCUCUACCUCCUUUCGGACGUAUCACAGGUCUUGCCCUAUGACCUUCGGUACCGCUCCGCUCCCUCUACCCUUUGUUCCUGUUCGGACGUCUUCGUUCCGAUUCGUCCGAAAUCGACCUGAAAUGCCCCCAAGAGACUUCCUGCUCACCUACUGUGAAAUUAAGGACCAAAUGGACAAACAGCAAUGGCACAGCGCUCCGCUUGAGUCGCUGAGGCCAAGGUCCCUCCACGCUAAGUCUCCGAUUCCACUCCGGAGUCGUCCGUUUCCGCCCAUUCUAACAAGUAUUUUGAUUGUCGAAAUGGAAACUUCCCCUCGCAAUGCGCCGGAAUUACCUGAAAAUCUGCCUACAACCUUUCCACCGCCACCACCAGAUCCUUGCGGUCCUGAGCCUGAUGUACUUCUAGCACCACCACUCCCUGGAUUCGAUUGUGACCAUGCAGGUGCCAUAUCUCCUUUAAUUGAUGAUGCCCUCCCAAACAGGGAGGAUUCAGAUAAUGGGUCCGGGAUUCUCAGCGAUGACAAGUCAGAUUUCAGUGUCAACCCUUUGCAUCCUCAAUCUGCAUUUUGUGAUGAGAUCAGCUCAGUCCUCCCCCCCCUCUACUUUCUCCCGAAAAUAGUUCCAUAA
Molecule: messenger RNA, 1491 nt
Organism: Cantharellus anzutake
Lineage: Eukaryota; Fungi; Basidiomycota; Agaricomycetes; Cantharellales; Hydnaceae
Exons: 6
Coding region: 1-1491 (496 amino acids)
Source: RefSeq, a predicted model, not a curated record